AUGGGUUACGAAUUCAUACAAAAACGACCAAGAAGAGAAUUAUUUCAGAUGUUGUACUUAACUGUAAGAAAAAAAUUGUCAAAUGAAGAAGUUGACGAAGCAGUUAAUGAUAAUGUUGAUAAUGUUGUUAAUGAUAAUAUCAGAUACUGGAGAGGCCCUAAGCGUGCAAAUAGCUACAGCAAACUCAAACGUACUUAUUCUAAUCCAGCAAGCAAAAUCCUUACACAUCGUGACGAAUUUUUGCUAAUUUUGAUGAGAUUACGUUUUGGCAACGCUCUUGUUGUAUGGCUACCAAGAGAAGCGAUUAGAGACAAUUUACCUGAUACCUUUAUUAAAACUGGACACCCGAAAUACAAAGUAAUUAUUGACUGUACUGAUGUGUUCAUUGCAAAACCAAAAUCUUUACUAAACCAAGCAGCUACAUGGUUUCAUAACAUUUUAUUUUACUGUUAUGGUGGUCGGGCAAGCGAUCGAUAUAUAACAAAGGAUAGGGGGUUUUAUGAAUUGUUAGAACGGGACAACAAAGUAAUGGCUGAUAGAGGGUUUCAAAUAAGAGAAGAACUACUGUUAAAAUUUUGUAGCUUGAGUGUUCCACCUGGUGCUAGAAUUAAAAGUCAGAUGAUAUCAAUUGAGUGCAAGAAAACUAAAGAAAUUGCCAAUCCACGAAUACAUGUGGAGCGUGUUAUCAAUCAUGUAAAGUUCUACCCCGUCUUGAAAACUGUCUUACCUAUUACUAUGAUGCAGCAUGGUGAUGACAUUGUCAAGGCAUGUGCUGCUCCAUGUAAUCUUAAGCCCAGAUUUAUGCGUUAA
Messenger RNA from Hydractinia symbiolongicarpus, 810 nucleotides. RefSeq lists its product as uncharacterized. Bases 1 to 810 code for a protein of 269 amino acids. NCBI's taxonomy places the organism in Eukaryota, Metazoa, Cnidaria, Hydrozoa, Anthoathecata, Hydractiniidae. The transcript has 4 exons. The record is from RefSeq and is a predicted model, not a curated record.